Molecule: messenger RNA, 1786 nt
Organism: Tripterygium wilfordii
Lineage: Eukaryota; Viridiplantae; Streptophyta; Magnoliopsida; Celastrales; Celastraceae
Product: cytochrome P450 78A7-like
Exons: 2
Coding region: 29-1657 (542 amino acids)
Molecular function (GO): monooxygenase activity; iron ion binding; oxidoreductase activity, acting on paired donors, with incorporation or reduction of molecular oxygen
Source: RefSeq, a predicted model, not a curated record
CUCUCUCUCUCUCACUCCCUGCGAAAAUAUGGAUUCUUUCACUUCUCCUGCGUCCAUGUUGACUCUUUCUGCUACUCUAUUGACUCAAAACAUGUUAGACGGCACCUUUUUGGUCUACGUGGUUAUGACAUUCAUGUGUCUCAGCCUAUUAACAUGGGUUGUCUCUCUGGGUGGCCCGGCCUGGAAGAAUGACAGGAACCGAAUGGGUUCGGUGCAAAUCCCGGGACCACGCGGCCUCCCUUUCUUUGGAAGCUUAUUCAGCUUGAGUCACGGCUUGGCUCACCGUACUCUGGCACACAUGGCUAGAACUCAUGACGCUAUGAAACUCAUGGCUUUCAGCUUGGGCGGUUCUGCUCCUGUCGUUGUGACGUCUGACCCACACCUUGCUAAAGAAAUCCUGGCUUCCCCUCACUUCGCUGACCGUCCGAUCAAACAGUCGGCUGAGAACCUCAUGUUUAGUCGAGCCAUAGGGUUUGCUCCAAAUGGGGCUUAUUGGAGACUCCUUAGAAGGAUUGCGUCUACCCACCUUUUUUCCCCAAAACGGAUAGCGGCUCAUGAAGCCGGACGCCAGCUCGACUGCUCAGUCAUGUUAAAAGCCGUGGGUAACGAGCAGGCACUACAUGGAGCCGUGGCUCUGAGAAAGCACUUACAAGCCGCGGCUCUUAAUAACAUUAUGUGGACCGUGUUUGGGAAAAGGUACGAUGACGUCACGACAGAAACGCAGUACGAUGAGCGUGUUGAGUUGCAUGAGCUUGUUCGAGAAGGUUUUGAACUUUUGGGUGCAUUUAAUUGGUCUGACUAUCUUCCUUGGUUAAAUUACUUUUAUGACCCUUUUCGUAUUAAUCGACGUUGUUUGGACCUCGUGCCACGUGUUAAGCGACUCGUCAACAGUAUCAUCCAGGAACAUAGGAAUACUAGGUUUAUUAUGAAUUAUUUGUCUGAUAAUUCUGAUUUUGUUGAUGUUCUGCUUUCUUUGGAGGGAGAAGAGAAGCUUGGAGAUGAUGACAUGGUCGCUGUUUUAUGGGAGAUGAUAUUUCGUGGGACUGAUACGACGGCGCUUUUGACCGAGUGGGUGAUGGCCGAGUUGGUUUUGAACUCGGACAUACAAGCCAAGCUUCAUCAGGAACUUGACCUUGUAGUGGGAAACAAGAGUGUCACGGACGCUGACGUGGCAAAACUGCCGUACCUUCAAGCAGUGAUCAAGGAGACACUACGAUUGCACCCACCGGGCCCCCUCCUGUCAUGGGCGAGGCUGUCCACGUCGGAUGUCCAGCUCAGCAACGGCAUGGUGGUCCCCGCCAACACGACUGCAAUGGUCAACAUGUGGGCCAUAACCCAUGACGGAGGCGUGUGGGAAGAUCCGUUGGUGUUCAAGCCAGAGAGGUUUAUGGCAAGUCAUGGUGGUGCUGAUGUGGACGUGAGGGGUGGAGAUCUGAGGCUUGCACCGUUUGGGGCUGGACGUAGGGUUUGUCCUGGUAAGAAUUUGGGGCUGGUGACUGUGAGCCUCUGGGUGGCUAAGUUGGUGCAAUAUUUUGAGUGGGUUCAAGACAUGGCUAACCCGGUUGACCUAAGUGAGGUGCUGAAACUGUCUUGUGAGAUGAAGUAUCCUCUCACUGUUGCUGCCAUUCCAAGAAACAUUGGUGCUCAGCCUUUCUGAAGUAUUUUAAUCUAUGUUUUCAUUUAACUAUCUAUAAUAUGUGUGUGUACUCAAGUCUACGUUUCUAAUUAUUGAUAAUGAAAUAUAUAACUAAUGAAUAAUAAUAUUUCAUGGUACGUACAUGCUCGA